GGCGGGCAGGCGCCAUGCAGCUGCCGUCCCAAGUCCUGCUGUGGGGACUGAUGGUUCUUCAGGGUUCCUGGGCACUUCUGUCCUCAGGGCCCUCAGGGUCGGGGCAGGCAGGCAGCUCCGUGGUGUCCGAGUCAGUGGUGAGCUGGACGGCGGGCGCCCGUGCUGUGCUGCGCUGCCAGAGCCCGCGCAUGGUGUGGACCCAGGACCGAUUGCACGACCGCCAGCGCGUGCUCCACUGGGACGUGGCCGGCGGUGCGGGCGGCCCGGCGCGCCGGCUCGUGGACAUGUACUCGGCGGGCGAGCAGCGGGUGUACGAGUCGCGCGACCGGGGUCGCCUGCUGCUGUCCCCCUCGGCCUUCCACGAUGGCAACUUCUCGCUGCUCAUCCGCGCUGUGGAGGACGCCGACGCGGGGCUGUACACCUGUAACCUGCACCACCAUUACUGCCACCUCUACGAGAGCCAGGCCGUGCGCCUCGAGGUCGUCGACCCCCCCCUGGCCCCGCGCGCCUACUGGGACGGCGAGAAGGAGGUGCUGGCGGUGGCACGCGGCGCUCCCGCCUUGCUGACCUGCGAAAACCGCGCGCACGUGUGGACCGAGCGGCACGUGGAGGAGGCGCAGCAGGUCGCGCACUGGGACCGGCAGCCGCCCGGGGUGCCGCACGACCGCGCCGACCGGCUGCUCGACCUGUACGCGUCUGGGGAGCGCCGCGCCUACGGGCCGCCUUCCCUGCACGAGCGCGUGGCCGUGGCGGACGAUGCCUUCGCGCGUGGCGACUUCUCGCUGCGCAUCGACCCGCUGGAGCCGGCCGACGAGGGCACCUACUCCUGUCACCUUCACCACCACUACUGCGGUCUGCAUGAGCGCCGCAUCUUCCACCUGCGCGUCAGCGAGCCCUCGGCCGAGCCGCCCCCGCGGGCGUCACCCGGCAACGGCUCAGGCCACGGCGCCGGCCCGGGCCCAGACCCCACGUUGGCGCGCGGCCGCAGCGUCAUCAACGUCAUCGUCCCCGAGGGCCGCACCCAUUUCUUCCAGCAGCUGGGCUACGUGCUGGCCACCCUGCUGCUCUUCAUUCUGCUGCUGGUCACCGCCAUCCUGGCUGCCCAGCGCCGCCGCGGAGGCGACCAGGACAUGGACAGGAAGUCGGGAAAGUGGAAGGGGAAGCAGGUGAACCUGGUGGAGUUGGCCGUGGCCACAGACCGGGGCCUUCACAGGACUGAGGACGUCAACCUAGAUUACAAAAACAACCUCUUGAAGGAGAGGGCUGAGCUGGCUCACAGCCCCCUGCCCGCAAAGAACAUCGACUUGGACAAAGGGUUCAGGAAGGAGUGCGGCAAAUAGGAGUCCUGGUGCUGGCCGGGCCAGCAGCUCUGCCCACUCUGCCUGCCUACCUGGAGGCCGUGCUCCCGACCGUAUGGCUCUCCUGGCGUUUCCCAGCAGGCCGGGCCGGCAUGGAGAGCCAGGCUGCCUGCAGCUUCCUCUCUGCCUGCUCUGCUCCCCACCAUCCUGAUCCCCCAAGCCCCUCUCUUCCCAGUGGCCUCGGUUAUCUGCCCCCCUGGAUGGGCUGGGAAGGUUCUCUCCAUGGGGCGGGGGAUGGGAGGGAGUGGGGGAGGGCAGCCUCCCAUCCCCCCCGUGCCAUGCCUGAGCACUGCUGCCCACCCAGCCCAGCUCAGCCCCAGCCAAGCUCCCCCUGCUCUCCAGGGGGUGCUUGCCUGGGUGGGAACUGCUCCCUGGCAGUUUCUCUGCCUCUGACUCCUGCCCUGGCCUUGACUUCUGCCAGCUCACUGGCCUGGGAUCCAGGUGACUUCAGCACGCCCCUCCCUGAGCUGGCCUCUGGGGCUAGGGCUGCACUGGGCUU
Messenger RNA from Ochotona curzoniae (black-lipped pika), 1857 nucleotides. RefSeq names its product matrix remodeling associated 8 (gene MXRA8). Lineage: Eukaryota; Metazoa; Chordata; Mammalia; Lagomorpha; Ochotonidae. The record is from RefSeq and is a predicted model, not a curated record. Gene Ontology annotation, cellular component: membrane; cell surface. Bases 15 to 1340 code for a protein of 441 amino acids. Gene Ontology annotation, biological process: cell adhesion; establishment of glial blood-brain barrier. The transcript has 10 exons.